Molecule: messenger RNA, 318 nt
Organism: Rhizophagus irregularis DAOM 181602=DAOM 197198
Lineage: Eukaryota; Fungi; Glomeromycota; Glomeromycetes; Glomerales; Glomeraceae
Source: RefSeq, a predicted model, not a curated record
AUGCAGAACGAGGUUAGGAUAUAUCAACUUCUUAGUGACCUUCAAGAUCUUCCAAAUUUAGAGUGUUACGGCUACUUUGAAAAUGAAUGGCAAAAGGUUAAGGGUAUUCUUGUGCUAAAGGCAAUUCACGAUAGAGGCAUUCUCCACAAUGACAUUCGUGGGGAAAAUAUAUUGCUCGAUAAUCGUAAUAAUGACGUUUACUUAAUUGACUUUGGGAUGUCAAGUUCUUAUUAUGACGUUAAGAAAAGUUGGAGGUUAUUUAAUGAAGAGAAACUUAAAUUGAAUAGUAUAGUAAUUGAUUUUUACAACAGUAUUUAG